Messenger RNA from Anthostomella pinea, 2325 nucleotides. The record is from the annotation of a GenBank genome assembly. Lineage: Eukaryota; Fungi; Ascomycota; Sordariomycetes; Xylariales; Xylariaceae.
AUGUCUUCGGACUCAGAAUCAGGCUCUGAAUACGUCGAUUCCGUUUGCAGCGGACUCGAGAGUGACGGAGAGCUGCCAGACAACGACCUCUCCAGCGGAGUCGACCAGGCCCUCAACGACGACCAGGUCGGAUUCAUCCCGGCCCAGGAUGAGAAUGCCGUUGCCGACAUUGAGAGACAGGUCCGUCGCUUUAGCACCGUCCCUCCGGAUGCCGAGGACGAGGACAACCUCUUCGACGGCAACUUGAACCCUGUCGGUUACUACCAGCAGCUGAUCGACGAAUUCAACGAGGAUGACUUCAAGCACAAGGAAUACUCCAAGGGGACUAUCAAGCUGAUCCAGAACUCCGAGAACCAAUGGCGCAGAUUCUGUCUCAAGGUCCUGCGGACCUCCAACUGGCAGAAGGUGCUCCAGAAGAUUAAAUUCCGGCUGGUGUAUGCCUUUCUGCACUGGCACUUGAGCCAGACGACCGGCAAGGGUGGCCGAUCGAAGCGGCGCGUGAAGACGAAGGCUUCCCUCGUGACGUUCUGGUGCUGUUUCCGACUCGCGUUCGAACGACAGACCUGCCUGAAGAUCGAUGACAGGGUCAACCGUAGCCUGAUGCACAAUGCGCUCGUGGAGCUCGGCAACCGCUACAAGCUCACGCACAAGACGCGCGAGAACCGUUCGCUGACGCUUGAAGAUCUCAAGGACCAGAUCGAGUUGACGCUUCAGACCACGGAGAAGUCGUUCAAGCUCGGAGAACAGCGUGUGCUGGCCGUGCUGUUUCUUCUUCUGCUCGCCCCCGCCGGAUCGCGCCCGACUUCGAUUCUGGAGCUUCGUUUUGGCGACAUCAACGUGCUGCUUAUCCGUGACCCUGCUCAUCCUCAGGCGCAGCCCCGACUAGUCAUUCGGCUGAGCUUGGAAUACACGAAGAGGUACCUGGGUCGAAAGGCAACGAAGCACUUCAUGAUCCCAGAAAUUAUCUACGACCCGAGCCUAUUCCUCAGUCCCCACGUUUUCCUGCUCGCUGUGCUGUUUCGACAUCGCGCGUUCUUGUCCGAGCCCUUGAACAACGAUCCACACCUUCUGAGCCGCCUGAAGAUUCACCCCAGUGGAAACGAGCUGCCGCUCAGCCUUAAGCCUGAGCUGAACGACGUCCAUCUGUUUCGGCGAACAAAAAAAACCCUCGCGGGCUUCGUCAUGUCGGAAGAGCCCAUCACCUAUGACACGAUGCGCACGUGGAUCAAUAGGAUAGGAAAGCUGCUGGGCUUUGAGCACAACACGAUCUGCUACAACCUCCGCUACAUGGCCGGCAACAACCUCGAUCAGAACGUCAAUGUCAGUGAUUCUCUGCGGAACUUGAUCUUGGACCAUGCACCCGGUUCCGACACCUUCCAGAAGCACUACCUCAACCGCAAUGUCGUCGCCGAUCUAUGGGCUAUCCACCGCAAGGAGCAGCCACAGCAGGCCUUGCUGCAACAAGCCACCAGUCACGGCCACUCUCGAAAUUCCCGGCGGCCGGUCGAUCUGACCCCCGAGCAGUCGGCUGCCCUCAAGGAAGACCCCAAGUACAAGCGCCUCAGUGAGCAACUGAGUCAACUGCCUCCAGGGCCGCGGUUCGCCAAGGAGCGCCUGAGGGUCACACGCGAGCGCCACACUCUCCAGAUCAAGCUCCGUGCGGCCGAGCUGCAGCGGGUCCUUGAGGAAUUCAAGCACAAGCAGUCGGUCGAGGAUGUGGAACGACAGGCACAGGGUGAGGACUUUAGUGCCCUGUCCUCCACGGCCAUCAAUAGCCGUACCACGCGUGAGAUGAGCAAGGAACAGCGCAGGAUGGUAGAGGCGCUCGAGGCACCGCUGGUUAUUGGCAAUCAAGGCCAGCGCCGUACUAAUGCCAUCCUGGCCCUCCGCGACUAUUGCUGGAUCGAAGAAGUGCCUGUCAACAAACUGAUAGAUAGUCGUCAGGCAGCAACCCCGCCUGGGCUGCCAUCCCAGCCCGGGCCAUCCGGCGGUCCCUCGUCUACAGGCAAUGCCUGGAAACAGACGCUUAAGGACUCGGUCUUUACAGACAGGAUGACUGGGGCGGUUCGCAGAUGCUUCAUCUGCGUCGCCCAGGCAGUGACUCUUCCGCCCCACGACCCCAACAUCGAGAGGCUCUCCAACGAGUUCUACAGCAUGCCGGUUCUCGGCCGACACUUAAUGGAUGUGCACCUGUCACUUGUCGAAGAGGACGAGGCGACCGAGUGUCCUUUGUGCGAAACCGUCCUCAUCGACAAGAUGCAUGUUCAGAACCAUGCGGAGGUAGUCCAUGGUCUGAAGUCCUCGAAGAAGUGGAAGAUGCGAUAG